AUGAAAAACCGCGCUCUCAUCCAGUGGUUCUCGCUAGUGCCAGGCCACCGGAUCACAUGGGGGCAUGUCACAUCCGUGGCAAUUGCCGUGGGUGUGGCUCGGAGAGAAGCCGACUGGCUGCGGAAUUCGAUGCUGGCAACUGCUUGGCUGCUGAGUGAGUACGGGGGUGGUGCACUGGACAGGUGGGUGCCGAGAGCUGAGCGUGGCGAUGGGAUUCGUCAGAUCGAAAAGUUUCUGUUUGUUGGCCAGGCUUCCUCGCAGCACUGUUGCCAUGAUGAUUCCAACCGCGGCAAGCUCGAGGUCCCGAUUCAGGCUGAGAUGCGACGCACCGUGGAUUGUCAGCCCUGA
Colletotrichum orchidophilum is the source of this 348-nucleotide messenger RNA. RefSeq lists its product as uncharacterized. NCBI's taxonomy places the organism in Eukaryota, Fungi, Ascomycota, Sordariomycetes, Glomerellales, Glomerellaceae. The record is from RefSeq and is a predicted model, not a curated record. The coding region runs from base 1 to 348 and encodes 115 amino acids. The transcript has 3 exons.